AUGUACUUCCCAAGAGAAACAUCAAUCUCUUUCAAAGCAUUCGGGUCUUCCCUCUCCUCCAUCUUCUCCAAACUAAGCUCCCGGAGAAUCCUCUUCACCUCCGACGAAAACAACAAGCAGCAGGCCGCCGCCGCCGCCGAGUCGUCGUCGUUGCUGGGACACGACCCGGCGGAAUCAUGCCAAGCCAGAGCCGCCCGGACCAAAUCCAUAGUCAGGUCGCUCUACAAGGCCCUAGCCCAUGCGGCGUCGUUUCUGCCCGAGGAUUGCCAGCAGGUCAUCGCCAGCGACCUGGAGUGGUGGUUCCACGGCCCGCCAGGUUGCGACUACAUGAUGCGCAUGCUGACGGGGCAGCUGGCGGCCACGUCGGACCAAUCCUCGUCUACGAAUUUCCGGUUCGAGCCACGUAGCGUCGAGGCGAUCGGGGACUGCGUGAUCGCGGAAGGAUGGGAAGGCGAGGUGUACUGGGUGCACGUGUGGACGCUGAGGGAGGAUCAUGGCCUGGUCGUCAUCACUCAGUUCAGGGAGUAUUUCAACACGUGGCUCACCGUCAAGGACGUCACCGGUCGGCCACCGGUGAGCGCCGGUCAUGGACAUCGGCGUACGCCGUCGCCGGAGAGGGAGAAGCUCACGCUGUGGAGGAGCCGGCCGGCUGAUCUUUACAAGCGGUCUCUGCCUGGCCUUGUUCUCGCCAUCUGA
Messenger RNA from Linum tenue, 696 nucleotides. The record is from the annotation of a GenBank genome assembly. NCBI's taxonomy places the organism in Eukaryota, Viridiplantae, Streptophyta, Magnoliopsida, Malpighiales, Linaceae.